AUGGAUAUUGAGAAUUCAAAAAAACAUCUAAGUGAAUUACAAGAAGAAAGAAGGAGACACAAAAUUACACUUCCAGAUAUGCUUAAAAGGAAAGUUAUUAUAAAGGAAGAAAAUUAUGAAAACGAUGAUACUUGUGAAAAGAAUGUAGAGACAUUAAAAGAUAUGUCUUAUUCAUUGAAUACAUCAAAGGAUGAAAAUGAAUAUUUAAAAUUAUAUUUUCCUAAUAUUAUUAAUAAUCCAAUUAUAAAACUUUAUAAUGAUCCAUACUACACAACACAUAUGUCAGAUAAAAGAAUGAAUACAACAGAUUCAAUAAAUACUUCAAUGGAUAUGUCUAGCUAUAAUUGUACUACAAAUUCUUUGAUAAAAGAAAUGAUAAAUAUGUAUAAACCAUACGAGAAAUUAAAUAUAGGUAUUUUAUUCACAGGACUACAAGCUCCAGGUGGUCAUAAUAUUAUAUGUGGAGUUUUUGAUUGUUUAAAAAAAAAAAAUAAAAAGAAUACACUUUAUGGUUUUAUGAAUGGAUUUGAAGGAAUGCUCAAAUAUAACUUUAUGGAAUUGAAAAAUGAAUAUAUAAGUAUGUUUAGAAAUAGCGGGGGAUUUGAUAUGAUUAAAAGUAGUGAUAUCCAAAUUAUUAACGAUGAUCAGAAAAAAAAAUGUUUUAAAAUAUGUAGACAACUAAAUCUAAAUGGACUUAUUGUUGUUGGAGAUGUUGGUGGUAAUAAAAGUGCUGCUAUUUUAUCGGAAUAUUUUGAAAAUGUUUAUAAAAUUGCAAUAAAUGAAAAUAUUAAAAGUGAAGAAUUAAAUGAAAAAGAAAAGGAAGAAAAAAAGGGAGAUCAAAAUAAAACGGAUGGUGAAGAUGGAAAUAAAAAGGAUGGUGAAGAUGGAAAUAAAAAGGAUGGUGAAGAUGGAAAUAAAAGGGAAGAUAAAGAUGAAAAUAAAAAGGAGGAUAAAGAUGAAAAUAAAAAGGAAGAUAAAGAUGAAAAAAAAAACUAUUUUGAAGAUGAAAAUAAAAAGGAAGAACAACAAAAAAAACACCAAAUUUAUGUCGAAAACAAUAAUAACCAUAUAUGUGAAACACUCCAAAAUUAUGCACAAGAAGAUAAAACAAAUGAACCAUAUAAAAUUAUAGAUAAUAAUAAAACAUGUUUAUCAAAUCAAAAUAAGAGUAAUAACAAUAAUAAUAUACAAUAUGAUAAUAUAGAAAAUUAUAAUUUAUCUUAUGACAAUAUAUUAUCAACAUAUGAUUAUACUUAUGACCAUAUUAGCGAUAUAAGUGAUGAAGAAAUUAAUAAAAAAUAUCCAAAAAAAAAAAAUGAUUAUUUUAUAAAAACUUCAAUUGUUAGUGCACCAACAUGUGUAUAUAAUGAAAUGAAAAAUAAAUAUAUUGAAUGUUCUAUAGGGUUUGAUACAACUAUAUUUAGUUAUUGUCAAUAUAUAAGUUAUUUAAUAACACAUAUACAAACAUAUCUCAAAGGAUAUCAUUUUAUUAAAGUUAUGGGGAAUACAUCUAGUCAUAUUGCCUUAGAAUGUUUCUUACAAACAAAAGUAAACAUCAUAUUAGUCAGUGAAGAAAUAAAAAAAAAUAAAUUAACACUUGAUCAAAUUACACAAUUCAUUGUUGAUGUUAUUCAAAACAGAUAUAAAAAAUAUCAUAAAAAUUAUGGUAUUGUUAUUAUACCAGAUGGUAUAUUGAAAAAAAUAACACUAUUUAAAAAAUUAGUAAAAUCUAUUAUUAAUAUAAAAACAAAAUAUAUAAAAAAUGACAUCAAUAGUUUACAAGAUUUAAAAAACAUUCUAAGUGAUCAUUUAGUAAAGGAACAACAUGAAUUCUUUAAAUCACUUCCUCAUUUUUUUCAAAUGCAAUUACUGGAGGAAAUAUUUUCCCAACAAUUUCACUAUGCUAGGUUAAGUACCGAACUACUUCUCACCCAUUUAGUAAAGAAGAAACUAGAAGAAAGACAAAUUAAUGAUCUCGAAUUUCAUACACACUCAUAUGGAAAUGAAGUUACAUGCUCACUCCCUACAAACUUCGAUUGUGCCUACAGCUAUAUUUUAGGAUUCAGCUGUGUAGAGAUGCUGCAACAUAGAUAUAAUGGAUAUAUGUGUGUCAUCAAAAAUUUGAAGAAUCUACUCUUCAACGUUAACGACAUAGAAAUAUUAGGCAUACCCCUCUGCCAUAUGAUGAAGUUAAAGAAUAAAAAUAAAAAUAUAAAACACAUAAACGGUGAGGAAAAAAUAAACUGUGAGGAAAAAAUAAACUGUGAUGAACACAUAAAAUGUGAGGAACACAUAAAAUGUGAGGAACACAUAAACAAUGUGGAACAGAAAGAUAAUUUAAAAGAAAUAAAAGAGAACGGUAAAACAAACAAAACAGAAAAACUAUCUAAAAAGAAUAAAAUAGAAAAAAAGGACAAAGUAAAUAAAAAAGAUAAAACAAGUAAAAAGGAUAAAAAUAAUACAUCCGAUCGUGUGAAAAAAAGUAAUAGUAUUAUACAAAAUAAUAAUUCUAACAAUAAAGAUGAUGCUCUAACAAAUAAUUUGUGUGAAGCAAAAGACAAUACUAAUAAACAAAAUAAAAAUCAUCUCAUCAUCAGAAAGGAUGCAUUUGAAGAUUUGUUCAUAAAGCGCACAAAAGUAAAUUUAAAGGAUGAUACUUAUUUUAUAAAAUAUAAAAAAUAUCGAUACAUGUAUUUAUAUGAAGAUCAUUAUAGAGUAUUGACAGGUAUACAAUAUGAACAUAAUUUUUGUAUAGAUUAUGAUGAUAAAUCUUUAAAAUUACGAAAUAAAUUAAAUAGUACACAUUCUAGUAAUGAUUAUAUUACUAUAAAACCAAAUAAUAUAUUUAGUAAAAUCAAUUACACUAUAUCUGGUUUGACAAAAGAAUAUUUUAAUAAAAAAGAAUAUAAUGAAGAAAAAAAUAAUAUAAUACAAAAUAAUAUGUUACAAAAUGGUAUAAUACUACAAAAUAAUAAUACAUAUAAAUUUAAUUAUUAUAAACAUUAUUCUACCUUAUCAGAAAUAGAAAAAAUGUUAACAGCUUCAGCUAUAAAAUUUAAUACUAUAUUAAUUCGUCAUAAUACUAGAAUUACAUAUAUUAAUAACAAUUUCUUUAAUAAAUUAUAUACUAUUUCAUUUAUUCAUAUACCUAAAAUUAAAGAUUUUUAUAUAUUACAAGAUAAUCAAUUCCAUCUCAAACAUAAUUAUAGAAAUGUCUCAUGUCCAAAAAAUGUCGGUGUUGUUUUACUUUCUCAUUGUACCCCAGGAACAAAUAAUAUACUCGUAGGAUUACAUCAAAGAUUAUCAAUUAAUAAUUUUAAGUUAAUAGGUUUUGUUAAAGGUUUAAAAGGACUAUUAAAUAAUGAUAUAUGCCUAAUUAAUGAUAAUAAUUUAAAAACAUCUAUUAACAUUGGGGGGUUUCCUCUUCUAGGAGUACACAUGCAAUAUCAGAAAAUAUCAAAUGAUGAACAUAUAUUACAUAUUCAUGAUUUAAUAAAAGAAAAUAAUAUAUCUAAAAUCAUUAAAAGUUGUAAAAAUAAUAAUAUUACCAAUUUAGUAUUCAUAGGUGAUGAAAAAGUUCUAUCCCUUAUGAAUAUAUUAAAUGAUAUAUUUAUUAAUAAAGAUGUAAAUAUUAAAAUUGUUACCAUACCCAUCUCUUUAUAUAACAGUUUUGAUAAAAAUCUUAUCGAAUGUAGUAUAGGAUAUCAUUCAAUGGUUUGUCAUAUUAGUGAUAUUAUAAGUAAUGUACAAAGUACUUGUUUAAAUAUAAAUAAAUAUUAUUACUUUAUUAAAAUACAUACAAAUAUUUCAUCUGCUUUAAUUCUAUCUGUUCAAUUACAAACACAUUGUAAUAUAUGCUAUAUUGGAGAAUCUGUGAAUAAUCAAUUAACUAGCUUGCACACAAUCAUAGAAAAUAUUUCUCUUGUCAUCAUAGAAAGAAUUAACCGUAUGAAAUAUUAUGGCGUUAUAUUAUUUAGCUCUAAUUUGAUAUAUUACAUAAAUGAUUUUCAUGACCUCUGUAACGAUGUCGAUGAAAAUAUAAAAACUGUUCAAGAAAUAGAUGAAAUUGUUAAAAAUGAUAUACUUCCAGAGAGGUUUCAGAAAAAAUUAAAAAAAGAAAGCGUCGAUCUGCUAAAUUUAUUCACAGAGUCCAUGAAAGAUAAAUUAUUGAGAAAAGAAAAAAGAGAGAAUGAAGAUAUUGAUUCUAACUUUGAAGUAAUGUUAAUAAAUGAAAUAAAAAAAUAUAUACAAAAUUUGAUGGAAAAAUCCAAACAAAAUAAAGAAUUAUAUUGCUACAAAAAGCAUAUGAAUACAUUAUCAAGUCCAAUAAAUGUAAAGAACAUCAAAGUUUAUAGUGACAUAGAUUAUAUAUUACAUUUUCAAACAUUAAUUAAAGUCAUCGACAGAGAAAUAAACUGUUUUUUUCCUACACAUUUUGAUAACUCCUUGGCCUUCUCUCAUGGGCUCCUCGCAGGAAUAGCGGUAGAAAAUGAUUUGAUCAAUUAUGUAACAUCCAUUAGGCAUUUAAAUUUAAAUAAGCAAAAUUGGAGUAGUUCCUUAUACCCAGGCAUUUAUUUUUUAAACAAUAAGGACGACAAAGAGCAUUUUAAUCAAUAUCCUUCUGUAGCACCUGUUCCCAUUUCAAUGAAAUCUAGCCAAAUGGCCACUAUGAAACAUAAUGCAAAUACCUGGGCAUACAGCGACAGCUAUAUUUUUGUAGGACCUGUUCAAUAUAGUGUCAACCCAGACAAUCUUGGAUAUUCUUCAUAUAUAUUUUAA
Messenger RNA from Plasmodium adleri (nom. inval.), 4779 nucleotides. Its product is annotated as 6-phosphofructokinase. The record is from RefSeq and is a predicted model, not a curated record. Lineage: Eukaryota; Apicomplexa; Aconoidasida; Haemosporida; Plasmodiidae. Gene Ontology annotation, molecular function: 6-phosphofructokinase activity. Bases 1 to 4779 code for a protein of 1592 amino acids. Gene Ontology annotation, biological process: glycolytic process; response to glucose. The transcript has 5 exons. Gene Ontology annotation, cellular component: 6-phosphofructokinase complex; cytosol.